AUGGCAGAGGAGGCUAUCCGGCUAUUUCAGCUUGCGGGCGAGCUGGAAGGCCAGGGAGAAAUGAAAGAGGCGGUAAAGACGUAUAAACAAGCAUUCCGGCUGCGAGACGACGUGGACGUGCUGUAUCGAAAGAUGAGAAUGCUGGAGAUCGGUCAACCGGAAGACAAAGAAGCCGCGGAGAAACCAGAAAUCCAGCCCAAGGGCGAGUGCUAUUUGAGCCGGCUGCCUACCGAAUUGAUUGCCAAGAUCCUUUUCUACCUUGCACAGGACUCUCUCAAGGCCUACAAGCGGGCCCAGAAAUCAGGGCGAGUGUUUUGGAUCCCCCACGACAGCGCCCUGUUUUGGGAGCCCAUGUGCCUUGGUACCUAUCAGGAUGCAGCCCUACAUGUGCACAAGUAUAUCAGCUGGUACGAAAUGUUCCGGAAAAGACCAACAAUGCGCUAUGACGGGGUGUAUGUGGCCACCUGCAGGUACUAUCGCGAGGGCGAGCAGGAGGGGUCCUCGUGGUUCCCGCCGACAAUUGAGGUUAUUUAUUAUCGAUAUUUGCGUUUUCUGCCCAACGGGUCGCUCCAGUCGUUACUUUCAAACGACUCGCCAACUACAAUGCUGCCGUUUCUCGACUCGCCAAAGGCCUUUGAGGGCAAGUGGGAGUUGGAUGCAGAAACCGGUGAAUUAAAAAUCGAGACCCGAGGGCCCGUCAAGCACUACAUUCUGCAUAUGGACCUGCGAGUCAUGUCUUCGGGCGGCAAGCUGCACAACAAGCUGAAGUGGCAAAAUUACCGGUUUCUGAACACUCUACAAAACUCCUACGGCGAGUUUGACCUCAAAAACGAUAAAAGCUUCUUCUUCCACCGCGCCUGA
Wickerhamiella sorbophila is the source of this 861-nucleotide messenger RNA. RefSeq names its product F-box only protein 9. Gene Ontology annotation, molecular function: protein binding. NCBI's taxonomy places the organism in Eukaryota, Fungi, Ascomycota, Dipodascomycetes, Dipodascales, Trichomonascaceae. Bases 1 to 861 code for a protein of 286 amino acids. The record is from RefSeq and is a predicted model, not a curated record. The transcript has a single exon.